GAUAGCACGGGGGCGAAUUUUGUAUGUUUAACGCGGUCUUUCGGCAUGACGUUCGGUGUCUAUAUCCUUGCUAACAUAGUAAAUGUUUUAUUCGCUGCUGGAGCUUGGUGUUUCCCGCUACGCGACUCGGGACCUCAGUAUGACAAUGGCUGGGGGCAGCCUAUCCGUCUCAGGCAUUUGUACGCUGCGAGGCGUGGACUGCAUUUGCAAAUCAACCCCGAUGGCAAAGUGGAUGGGUCUGUUCUCCAAAGCGCUAAUAGUUUAAUGGAAGUUGUACCUGUUGAUACAGGAUUUGUUGUUAUCAAAGGUGUAGUGACUUCCCACUACCUUUGCAUGGAUCAAAGUGGAAAGUUGUAUGGAUCGUCCACCUACGUCAAAGACAGCUGCUCCUUUGAGGAGCGAGUUCUUCCCAAUGGAUACAACAUCUACAUCUCAGACAAACAUGGCAUGGCAGUGACCCUGUGCAGCAGCUCGCAGAGGCGCCAGGACCAAGAACGGCUCCCGUCCUCACUGUCUCACUUCCUGCCAAUGGUGAGCACUCUGUCACUGGACCCAGUGAACAUUCAGCAGGCAGAACCUGAGGAAUCUGUCAACACAGAGCAGGGUCCACUGGACAGCAUGGACCCUUUUGGAAAACCGUCCUGGGUCUUCAUGCAUAGUCCCAGCUUUCAGUGACCGUUGCGUUUGUUGAUGUUCGUCAUCCGUCUUGAGCAGAGCAGGGAAUUGUAGAAUGGAUCUGGAAUUGCAAUAUGAUAGGAGAUAAAGUGCCGAACUCUCCUGAAGAAUCCCAUGCUCAAAUCCCAUAA
Messenger RNA from Paramormyrops kingsleyae, 806 nucleotides. RefSeq names its product fibroblast growth factor 19 (gene fgf19). The record is from RefSeq and is a predicted model, not a curated record. NCBI's taxonomy places the organism in Eukaryota, Metazoa, Chordata, Actinopteri, Osteoglossiformes, Mormyridae. Gene Ontology annotation, molecular function: growth factor activity.